CGUUAAUCUGUACCAAAAAAAUACAGAUCUUAUAAACUCAAGUGUUAAUGGUUCGAGUGUCCUUACUGUAAGAAACGUCAUCUUCGUUUUGAGUGAGUGAUCAGAUUUUGGAAUAUUUAUAUCUCAUAAACAAAAUAAAAAAAGUUUGUAUUUGUAAUAUCUAGAGCAAGAAGGAAGGGCCCACCCAGCAGUUUAAAUGGAUACCGGUGAAGUAAAUGUCGGGGGUAACCCUGAGAUGAAUAAGAGUCUCAUUCGAGAGGAAGUAGAUUUCAUGCUACUGAAACUUGAGAUGAGCUCCAUCCUGAUGGGCCAUUUACGUGCGAAUGCCGACUUUAUUUUACUUCAACUAUUUCUAUGUCUUUCGUACAACAGUGGCACCCGAAGUUUUUGACGAACGUAGUGCUGGCGGUAAUGCAGCUGGUAGUGCACAAGAUGCGAUCAACAGUUAUGGCACGUGCUCUAUAUUUGGAAUCGCACAUUACAACACCUUUGACAAUUUGACGUAUAGCUUCAACGGCAAAUGCAAUUACGUCAUGGUAAAAAUCCCAUCAGAACCGGACAAGCUGAAAGUGAUCGUCAACAAUGAUGCUCAAUGCGACCCUCUUACACCCUGCCAAAAGACGCUUACUGUUAUUGCUUACGGGGUUGAGGUUGAACUCGGUAAAAGAGAAAGCAAUGGGCAGUUUCUGGUGAAAGUUGACGGUGCAGAAAUUAAUAAGUUCCCAUAUCUACACCAGCCUGACCGAGCAGUGUAUAUUAGAGUCAUGUUCCCAGCAGAUGGCGCCAAGCAAUACAUCGUAGUGUCGACAAAAGACAAGGCGGAUAUUAUAUGGGAUGGAGAGCGGUCAGCAGAUAUUCAGCUCCCAGAAGAAUUCAAAACCAAAACUGCGGGUCUUUGUGGAACCUUCAAUGAUAAUAUCAAAGACGAGUUCACGGAUACUGACGGACAGGUCCAAGAAAAAGAAUAUGCGUUCGCCAAUUCGUUCAUAGAUAACAAUUGCGUGUCUGGCCCAGUGACUCCAAGACCAUGCUAUGAUUUAAAAGAGGCGGAUCAGAUGUGCUCGAAGCUAGAGGAGAACGUAUUUUCUGCCUGCAGCAGCGUCGUUGAUAGUUCUUAUUUGAAAACACUUUGCAUGAACGAUGUUUGUGCCAGCCCCCUGGACCAGCGUGACGACAUGGUGUGUGCCAUGCUCACCCGAUACAGUAGACAGUGUGCCUUGAAUAAUGUUGUACUAAGCUGGAGAGCACCGAACCUUUGCCCAAUAACGUGUCCAGCAACUAUGGUAUACAGUGAAUGUGCACCAGGCUGCCCAAAAAUCUGCAAAAAUCUCGACAUGAAAUGCUCCACGAAAUGUAUCCCUGGUUGCACCUGCCCAAAUGGGCAAUAUCAUGAUGGUAAAAAAUGCGUCGACAGGGAUCAAUGUUCCUGCUACUACCGUGAGAAGCGCUAUGAUCACGAGGAAUCUCGUUACGAACCUUGCCAAGUGUGUGAAUGCAAAGGGGGAACCUGGUCAUGCCACAAUAUUCCAUGUAAAGGAACCUGUUCUGUUCUUGCGAACACGAAUGUGAAGACAUUCGAUGGCAAAGAAUACGAGGUGUACCCGAAGCCUUGUGCUUAUUCUUUGCUACGCCACUGUCACGCUUCGUCAUUUCAGUUUGACUUGAGAAUCGAAAACAAAGAUUGUACUCUUAACGACUUCACCCGGUAUUGCAAGAGCCAAAACGUCUAUCUCACUUUGCAAGCAGGGAAAACUAUCGACAUCGAAAGAACAAUGAAUGCGAAGCCUGUGUUGACAUACGACGCUGCCAUCUUGGGUGACCAAAUAGUUGUUGAACAUGAUGGAGGCAAUGUUGCGAUGGUGUCUACUCCUCAAUUUCAAUUGAUUGUCUCUGGGCAAAACAUUUACUUGACUGUCAAUCCAGGGAUGAUGAAUAAAACAUGCGGUUUGUGUGGUACGUUCAACAGGAAUAGCAUGGACGAUUACCAUCUGUACAACGGCGGUGUUGCUGCAACAGCCCAGACCUUCCUGAAGAACUGGCUCGAUCCUCAGCUUGACGAUCAACCAACGUGCGAAUUGGGAGAAAGUGGACUUGGAGAAACUGAACCUACACAUUCGAUAGAUUAUUGCUCCAUCUAUUCUCAACCACUGCAGCAGUCUGAAGAACGAGCCAGUGUGUUAAAAGAUCCUCUCGGGCCUUUUGGAAAAUGUCUUCAAUCAAUCUCACCAAGCUCUUUCUUCGACAAAGCUAAAAAGACUGGGUGCAGACAUCCUGAAAGCUUGUGUGACGUAAUAGCGGGAUACGCAAAGGUUUGUGGAGAUAAUGGAUUCACGGUCAGCAACUGGAGAGGACGAAUAGAGGGGUGCCCAGAACCCGUAUGCCCAAGCGACCAAAAAUACAGUUAUUGUGGUAAUGCAAGUUUGACUUGCCCUCAAACAUGCGGAGAUGUGCAAAACCCACAAUCAUGCCUAAGUCGAGGAUGCAUAGAAGGUUGCUUCUGCAAAGAUGACAAUAUGGUGUUGAAGAACGGCCAAUGCGUACCCCAGUCCCAGUGCUCGGACCAAGUUGGGCAAGCCGUCCAAUUAUGUCCAGAUGAAGACCAGGAAUACCUUCCAUCGGGGAAAACCUGUGCCGCUCUGGAGGUUGGUGACCAACCAAGCGUGCCUGGUUGCUACUGCAAAGAUGGUCUCUAUUGGAACGAAUUUACCAAGAAGUGCGUGGUGAAAAAUGAGUGUGGAUGUGUCCACGAAGGAGAGUACUUCGAACAAAACGCUACCUCUCCAAUAGACUGUUCAUCGUGAGUAUUUACCAUUUACCUCAUGUGGUCAGCAAACCAGUUGGAUGGAAUAGUAGGAGACUGACCUAAUGUACCGAAUUCUUCACCAUCGUGAAUUAUAAUCCAUCAAAUAUUUUCGCUCGGGCGCGAUUGGUCUAAACGCGUCACGUGACCGAAUAUUCCCCCGC
Orbicella faveolata is the source of this 2964-nucleotide messenger RNA. RefSeq lists its product as uncharacterized. The record is from RefSeq and is a predicted model, not a curated record. Gene Ontology annotation, molecular function: serine-type endopeptidase inhibitor activity; protein binding. Lineage: Eukaryota; Metazoa; Cnidaria; Anthozoa; Scleractinia; Merulinidae. Gene Ontology annotation, cellular component: extracellular matrix.